AUGCAGCACUCCACCACAACUUAUGCGGCCAUCGUUGCCCUUCUCCAUCUCACCUCGUCCGUCACUGCUGCACCUAGUGCUCCAAUCAGCAGCACCAAGGCCGUCGCAGCGCCCGAAAUCAGAACCAUCAGACUAGGCCACGAACUCAUCGAAGGUGAACCGAAAAUGCUUGGUGCGUAUUCCUGGACUGCUGGAGAAGCAUGUACGACAAAUUCAUUCAGUGGACAUAACUGGUUUGAUGACGGUCCCUGCCGAGCCUAUUUCUCGCCUUCCGGCACAGGAAAUCAGUAUUACAUGGAGGGGUGCGAUUCACCAAACGGAACGCAAAUCAUUGAUAUUUUUGACAAACAGGUCGGUGAAUGCAAGGAGGAGGAGCAUGAGGACGACUGCGGCGGUGGUAACAAGUACAUUGGAAAAUAUCUCUGCACUAUCGACAUGGCUGCAACGGAGGCGCCUGGCAAAUAA
Molecule: messenger RNA, 465 nt
Organism: Aaosphaeria arxii CBS 175.79
Lineage: Eukaryota; Fungi; Ascomycota; Dothideomycetes; Pleosporales
Exons: 1
Coding region: 1-465 (154 amino acids)
Source: RefSeq, a predicted model, not a curated record